This is a messenger RNA of Cladophialophora yegresii CBS 114405, 459 nucleotides long. RefSeq lists its product as uncharacterized. The transcript has a single exon. Gene Ontology annotation, biological process: mRNA export from nucleus in response to heat stress; positive regulation of translational initiation; nuclear-transcribed mRNA catabolic process, deadenylation-dependent decay. The coding region runs from base 1 to 459 and encodes 152 amino acids. NCBI's taxonomy places the organism in Eukaryota, Fungi, Ascomycota, Eurotiomycetes, Chaetothyriales, Herpotrichiellaceae. The record is from RefSeq and is a predicted model, not a curated record. Gene Ontology annotation, cellular component: P-body; RNA polymerase II, core complex. Gene Ontology annotation, molecular function: nucleotide binding; translation initiation factor binding.
AUGCCUCACGCAGCGCCCUCACGGGUGGCUCCUACCGCUACGUCCGACCUCGAAGCCGGCGCGGUCCUCAAACUUGGCGAAUUCGCGAACGAAGUCACGCUCAACCUCUCCGAAGCACGUAUUGUUCUGCUCAAGACCCUCGAUACCCGCCAAAAGAACAACACGGUCGUCAACCCCACCGAGAAUCUCGAGAAAACAAAAGACUACCUGGAGAUCUUCGCGGUAUUCAAGAACCUCGCCGAGGCGCAAGAGGUCGAAGGCAUUAUCAACGGGUACGCCCCGAGUCUGGAGAGGUUUGAGAAGUCUCAGUUGGGCAGUCUGGUCCCGACAUGCGCGGACGAGGCGAAGGCACUGAUUCCCAGCCUGGAGAAGAAGGUAGAGGAUGGCAUCGUUGGGGAGGAGGAAAUCGAGGGCAUUUGUCGGGAGUUGCAGCGGUUGAAGAGACAGGCAGCGCUAUGA